Molecule: messenger RNA, 5091 nt
Organism: Vicia faba (fava bean)
Lineage: Eukaryota; Viridiplantae; Streptophyta; Magnoliopsida; Fabales; Fabaceae
Source: the annotation of a GenBank genome assembly
AUGGACUACCUUUUUGGAUUUGCGUCUUCCCUUUCAAGAGAUUUGGUGUGCGGUUUAAUAGGUGAAUUAAGUUAUCCCUGCUGCUUCAACAAUUUUGUUCAAGAUGUCGUAAAAGAAGAAGGUAAUUUGACUGUAACAAGAGAUAGUGUCCAAGAACGUGUUACACGAGCCAAGAAGCAAACUAGAAAGACCGCUGAGAUUGUUGAGAAGUGGUUGAAGGAUGCUAACAUUGUCAUAGGCAAUGUUGAUCAGUUACUACAAAUGGCAAAAACAGAAAAUAACUAUUGUCUUGGGCACUGUCCAAAUUGGAUUUGGCGAUACCGUGUAGGCAGAAAGUUAUCAAAGAAAAAAAGGGACCUUAAAUUGUGCAUUGAAGAAGGUAGACGAUAUAUACAGAUGGAAUGGCCUGCUUCACUUCCAGCAGGCUUUUUUUCUUCUGAAAAAUGCUUGGAUUUUGAUAGUAGAAAACCUGCUUAUGAAGAACUUACACGUGCUUUUGGAGAUGAUGAGGUUACUAUGAUUGGAUUGUAUGGGAUGGGGGGUUGUGGAAAAACAAUGCUUGCAAUGGAAGUAGGCAAGAGAUGCGGCCAUCUUUUUGAUCAAGUGCUUUUUGUGCCUGUAUCUAGUACUGUGGAAGUGGAAAGGAUCCAAGAAAAAAUUGCAGGCUCUCUUGAAUUUGAAUUCCAAGAAAAAGACGAAAUGGACCGAUCACAACGGUUAUGCAUGAGGUUAACACAGGAAGAUAGGGUUCUUGUGAUUCUGGAUGAUGUGUGGCAAAUGUUAGAUUUUGAUGCCAUUGGGAUUCCUUGUAGUGAACAUCAUAAAGGUUGCAAGGUUCUCAUUACCAGUAGAUCUGAAGCAGUUUGUACUUUGAUGGAUUGCCAGAAAAAAGUUCAUCUAUCAACACUAACCAACGAUGAAACGUGGGAUCUUUUCCAAAAGCAAGCAUUCAUAUCUGAAGGAACAUGGAAUACUCUAAAGAAUUUGGCUAAAGAAAUUUCAAAUGAAUGUAAAGGUUUGCCUGUUGCCACUGUAGCUGUCGCUAGCAGCUUGAAAGGCAAGGCUGUGGUGGAAUGGAAGGUUGCAUUGGAUAGAUUGAGAAGUUCGAAGCCUGUUAAUAUUGAAAAAGGUUUGCAAAACCCGUACAAGUGCUUGCAGUUAAGCUAUGAUAAUUUGGACACUGAAGAGGCCAAGUCACUUUUCUUGUUGUGUUCUGUGUUUCCUGAAGAUUGUGAAAUUCCCGUGGAGUUUUUGACUAGGUCUGCAAUAGGGCUAGGCAUAGUUGGAGAAGUUCGCUCAUAUGAAGGGGCUAGGGAUGAAGUGACUGCGGCUAAAAAUAAGCUCAUAAGUUCUUGUUUGUUGCUAAAUGUUGAUGAAGGAAAAUGUGUUAAAAUGCACGACUUAGUUCGUAAUGUAGCCCAUUGGAUUGCAGAGAAUAAGAUUAAGUGUGCCUCAGAAAAGGAUAUUAUGACUUUGGAACAUACUCCAUUAAGAUAUCUAUGGUGUGAGAAAUUUCCAAUUAAUUUGGAUUGUUCCAAUCUCGACUUUCUACACAUUCACACAGAUACACAAGUAUCAGAUGAAUUUUUCAAAGGAAUGAGAAUGCUCAGAGUUUUGUUUCUUUACAACAAGGGUCGGGAGAGAAGGCCAUUGUUGACUAUAUCAUUAAAAUCGUUGACAAAUCUUCGUUGCAUACUUUUGAGUAAAUGGGAUUUAGUUGACAUCUCAUUUGUGGUAGAAUUGAAGAAACUUGAAAGUCUUACAUUGUGUGAUUGUUCAUUCUUUGAAAUACCUGAUGUGGUUACACAAUUGACAUACUUGAAAUUGUUGGAUUUGUCAGAAUGUGACAUGAAAAUGAAUCCGUUUGAAGUGAUUGGGAGACACACACAGCUGGAAGAACUGUACUUUGCUGACCGUAGAUCAAAAUGGGACGUCGAAUUCUUAAAAAAUUUUAGGGUCCGCCAAGUGUUACAGAGGUAUCGGAUACAAUUAGGAAGCAUGUUUGCCGGUUUCCAAGAAGAGUUUCUCAAUCAUCACAGAACUUUGUUUCUCAGUUAUUUGGAUGCUUCUAAUGGAACGAUCAAGGAUUUGGCAGAAAAGGCAGAGGUCUUGUGUAUAGCAGAGGUAGGAACUCUCUUCUGCAAGUUGCAUUGGCUAAGAAUUGAGCACAUGGAGCAUUUGAGAGCUUUAUACAAUGGUCGAAUGCCUCUUGGUGGACAUUUUGGGAAUUUAGAAGACCUAUAUAUAAGUCAUUGUCCAAAGCUAACAUGUCUCUUCACACUUGCAGUUGCUCAAAAUCUGGCAAAGCUGGAGAAAUUACAAGUAUUAUCUUGCCCUGCACUUAAGCAUAUACUAAUCGAUGAUGAUAAAGAGGAAAUAGUUAGUGCUUACGAUCACAGGCUACUGUUGUUUCCAAAAUUGAAAAGGCUUCAUGUUAGAGAGUGUGAUGUGCUGGAAUACAUAAUCCCAAUCACUUUCACUCAAGGCCUUGUACAGUUGGAGUGUUUGGAAAUUGUGUGUAAUAUUAAGUUGAAAUGUGUAUUUGGCCUAAGCUCACACCAAGAUGGUCAGAAUCAAAAUGAACUCAAGAUCAUCGAGCUUUCGGCAUUGGAAGAGCUUACUCUUGUUAUGUUGCCAAAUAUUAAUAGCAUUUGUCCAGAAGAUUGUUAUCUAAUGUGGCCAUCCUUGCUUCAAUUCAACUUGCAAAACUGUGGAGAGUUUUUCAUGGAUUAUCCGUUGAUGGAGAAAAAGAUCCACCGACAUCAUGCUUGGAAAUGUUGUAUUUGGAUAAUCUACCUCAGCUCAGGAGGGCUUCCUCAAUUGAAAGCACUAAAGAUAGAAAAGUGCAAUCAGCUAGAUCGAAUCGUUGAUGAUAUUGGCACCUCAACUCCCUUAGGAUUAUUUGGUCUCCCCAGCCUUGUAAGGUUAACACUAAUAUCAUGUCCCAUGCUGGGUUCGUUGUUCACAGCAUCCACUGCCAAAACCUUGACUUCAUUGGAAGAAUUGACAAUACAAGAUUGCCAUGGUUUAAAGGAACUGGUAACAUAUGGAAGGGCUCAAAAAAAUAGAAGGGGAGAAAUAGUUGAGGAUCAUCAUCACGACUUUCAGAGUUAUACGUCAAUGUUCGAAAGUUUGAAAAAGAUUAGUAUUAUGAGAUGUCAUUUGCUGAAAUGUAUAUUGCCGGUUACAUUUGCAAGAGGACUGGUGAAAUUGGAAGAUAUAGAAAUCACAGAUACUCCUGAGUUGAGAUAUGUAUUUGGUCAUUCUUCUCCUCAGUAUCCAAACGGGUUCCAAAUUGAGCUUCCUGUUUUGGAAAAAGUUGUACUCUCCAACAUACCAAAUAUGACUGCAAUUUGUCCAGAAAACUACCAUGCAACAUGCUCGUCUUUGCAACUUCUUGUCAUGAACGAUGUUGGCCUAUCAAUCAAUAAUUUGAUAGUUGAUUCAGAUCUUAGUUCUAAAACAGAUGAAGGAGAAACAAUCAUGAGUACUGAGAAGAAGUUAAUAUCUGUUACUAUAGAGAACGGAUCUGAAAUUGAAGGCAUUUUUCAAAUGAAGGGAUUCCCAAGUGAGAAUGGACAACAAGUGAUGACCUGGAUAGAAGACCUUAAAUUGGUCAAUUUGCCAGAGCUAAUGUACAUAUGGGAAGGUGCCAAACAUUUUAUCCUAGUGGUAGAACAGUGCGAGGAAUUGGAGCAAAUCAUUGAAGAUGAAGAAGAAAAUGAAAAUGUCCCAAAUCCUCAAGUGUGCUUCCCACAGCUAAAGUUUCUUCUUGUCACACACUGCAACAAAUUGAAGCAUUUGUUCUAUAUCCCCACAUCCCAUGAGUUUCCAGAAUUGGAACAUGUAAUGUUAAUGCAACUGCCAAACCUCAAUAAUAUAUGUCAAGGGAUUGUUGAGUUUCAGACUCUGACCAAUCUUUUGGUGCACAAUUGCCCGAAAUUCUCACUAACUUCGACGACUACUAUUGAGGACAUGCUACAAACCUAUGAUUAUGACAACGAAAUCGGUUUCUAUCUCUGUCCAUACUUACACGACAUAGGUUCUACAAAUGGUCAUGAGUUCCUUACAUCAAAGAACAAAAACAAAGAGAUACAAGAUUUACAAUCACAGGAGCAGAAUCUGUCACCCAUUUAUUUACCAAACUCGACAGAGGAGUUGUUUAAAGGACAAACAAUGGAUGAACCAUGUUUGAUGAGGCAACAAAAGGCACUUGGAGAAUCUAGGGUUAUUGAAAAGGGAAUAGAAUUAGAGAGUGCGGAGAUAUUAGCUUUGUCAAUUCAUUCUGAAUCUGAUAGCUCGCAUUCAAGCCCACUAGCUACCUCUCAAUGUAGCCCUCAUCCUCUAUAUGAAAUUGGCUUCACUCGAACUGAGACUUACAUUAAUGAAGAAAACAAAGGCCAUCCUAUAAACCUAGGAGGAGACUUGGAGGCCAAUGAUCUCAAUCCCGUGGAAGAGGAUGAUAAAGGCCAAAUAACCGCACCCCGUGUUUCUGAAGUGACUACUGAUAACUUGGUUACACAGACUCUUUCUGACCUGGAAGAGUGUUUAAGCAUAUCUCUGAAAGACAUAGCUAGCUCAGAGACUAACAGCCUUCGCCUUCUAACCGCUCUCAACUUCUUGUCCCACCUUUCUUUAAAAGAUGUAGCACUAUCAGACGAACUCCGAGCUAUAAUAGACACAAUGCACACAGAAUUCCCAACCAUCCUAUGCUCCUUCAAGCAAGCCUUUAUUACCAUAGACAAAUUUGCUGUGAUUGAAGCUCAUCACGACAAGGCAGCAAUUACUCUUUCUUCCAAAAUUUCCAAAGCAAAAAGUUUUUUGGAUGAAGCUCAACAGAGGGAAGCAGCUUUAAAGGAAAAGAUCAUUCAAUUGGAGAAAGAAAUAAAAUAUCUUCAAGAGGAAAAGGACAAAUGCAAUCAAGAAACUCUAGGCUACAAAAUGGAGUUGGAGAAUGUGAAGAAAGACAAGUAUCAACAUGUGCAAGAUCAAAUAAAAGCUCGGCAACAAAUAUUUGAGGUUGAUUAUAAAUGGUCUGCUCUACUUAGUCAGUUUCGGUACAAGCACAGUGUUGCAAGAAAUUUUUCAUGA